AAAGGUAAAUAAACCGCCAGCAGCUUCCCCCUUGUGAAAGAAGGAGUAAAAGUGCCAAGUUAAUCAGCGAUAAUUGCAAAUUAAAAUUUAAUUAUUCAUCGUUUGCCGACCCCUCUCUAGUAGGAUGAGCUCAUAACUAUUCGGUCGUUUGGGGUUGCAGUGCAGUUGCGGUCGUGGCAGUAACUCGGUUGAAGAAUCUCGUCAAACGGUUUCGCGUGGGAUUACGUUGUGCAAUCGAACCAAGUUCUGACUUCAAAUUUGGAUGGCGUAGGUGCCCUCAAGCUUUAGAGUUCUAAAAUGGUUGUUUCAAGGGUGUUUCUAAUUGCCCUGGCCACAUUCGGCACCACUCUCUGUGAUAAUCCGCGUGCCUUCGAAAGCGACUACCACUUUAUCGAUCUGCCCAAAUCACAUCUUCCGCUGUACUUCCGGCGGUUCCCGAAGCUGGAGGCCAAAUGCCAGGCAGACCCAGGCUGCGAGUACCGGGAUGCCAUCUCGACAGAUACUUUUCAGUCGCGGAAGGAGCUCUGCUGGGGUUAUGAGGAUAACUGCGUGGAAUCUAGUCGGUUCUCGCGGCCACGAUGUCCCGGAAGUCACAAGGGCUACGUGAAGAGCAAGGAGACCCAGCUGGAGACGUUCUACGCGCAGGGUGAUUUCGGGUUCGUCCGGGACCAGGUCCGCGAGAUGCGCAUCAUGUGCGAGCCGACCUUUCCGCACGAUUCGGCGCUGGAAUGUUCCAAGUAUUUGCGGUUCUGCCGGGGACGGAACAUUAUGAUGAACUUUACGGAUUUGGCCACGAGGAAUGAACCUCUCCGCUACAAAAUGGACGUCCUGUCCCAGGGCCAAAUCGGCGGCCACUGCAAGCUGCACCGCGAACGCCUCGAAAACGAACUCGAUCACAUCAGCCCCCUCCAGUCGUGGGGUCCGGAACUGCGCUUCUUCGAAACCCUCCCGCAACCUUUAACCGAGGGUGGCCAUUGCGACGUGACGAUCGAGCGUCCCGCCUUCAUCAUGAAGAUCGACGCCACCAUCAACAUGUACCACCACUUCUGUGACUUCAUCAACCUGUACAUGUCGCAGCACGCGAACCUGUCCGAUCCGGACGGGUUCUCGACGGACGUGGAGAUGCUGGUGUGGGAAUCGUACACGUACAGUUCGCCGUUUGCCGAGGCGUUCAAGGUCUUCACCCGGCAUCCGAUUGCGGACUUGAAGACCUACGCGGGCCAGGUGGUUUGCUUCAAGAAUCUGGUGCUGCCGCUGUUGCCGCGGAUGAUCUUCGGGCUGUACUACAACACACCGAUCAUCUCCGGCUGCGAAAACAGCGGACUCUUCCAGGCCUUCUCCGAGCACGUCCUGCACCGCCUCCGAAUCCCGCUGAAAAGCCACACCGACCGCAAGUUGCGCAUCACGUUCCUCUCGCGGGACACCAAGUUCCGGCGCGUGCUCAACGAGCACGACUUGCUCGAGGAAAUCUCCGAAGACGAACGGUACCUGGUGAAUCGCGUUAGCUACAGCUACAAGAUGGACUUCCGGGAGCAACUCCGCAUCACCCGGAACACGGACAUUUUCAUCGGGAUGCACGGUGCCGGCCUCACCCAUCUGCUCUUCCUGCCCAAGUGGGCGGCCCUGUUUGAGCUGUACCACUGUGAGGACACCAACUGCUACAAGGAUCUGGCCCGGUUGAAGGGCGUCCGGUAUCUGACAUGGGAGAAUGACACGCUGCUGUAUCCGGAGGACGAGGGGCAUCAUCCAGACGGUGGGGGAAGACAUGCCAAGUUUACCAAUUAUGCCUUUGAUAAGAAGGAGUUUGCGCGGUUGGUGGCCGUGGCGGCGGAACACGUGUGGAACCAUGCCGAUUAUGAGCAGUUUGUGGAACGGUCACGCCGGAAGAAGGAAAAGCAGCAGCAGCAGAAGGAGGUGAAGGAGGAGCUGUGAGGUUGGGAGGGUAAGUUUGUACUUAAUGUUUAUUUUGCUUAAAGUGAAACGAAACCAGAUAGUGAUUCCUAUACAUGUAGUAAUGAAAGUUUACCAAUGCUGCCUUAUUGCAACGAAAACGCAAAUAUCAUUCCUCUAUUAAUUUUGUUAAACGAAACAUAUCGCUGCGAUACCUAACGUAUAGAAAGAAAAAAGUAUUAAUUUGCAACGCAAGAAUCUAAUCUACAAGAUAAAAUAUUAAAUAAUAAAUACUCAUUUGUACCUAAA
Molecule: messenger RNA, 2199 nt
Organism: Culex pipiens pallens (northern house mosquito)
Lineage: Eukaryota; Metazoa; Arthropoda; Insecta; Diptera; Culicidae
Gene: Eogt
Product: EGF domain-specific O-linked N-acetylglucosamine transferase
Exons: 3
Coding region: 298-1932 (544 amino acids)
Cellular component (GO): endoplasmic reticulum lumen
Molecular function (GO): protein N-acetylglucosaminyltransferase activity
Source: RefSeq, a predicted model, not a curated record